Homalodisca vitripennis (glassy-winged sharpshooter) is the source of this 6612-nucleotide messenger RNA. It is a transcript of the gene Pc, whose product is annotated as polycomb group protein Pc. Lineage: Eukaryota; Metazoa; Arthropoda; Insecta; Hemiptera; Cicadellidae. The record is from RefSeq and is a predicted model, not a curated record. The transcript is spliced from 8 exons. Bases 155 to 1336 code for a protein of 393 amino acids.
ACUACUGUGUCGGUUGAAAUUGAACUGAAAGGAGUGGUUAUGGUUACUGAGUUUAUUGUGAAUGGUUGUUUACGUUAGUUUUAGUAAUGUACUUGUUAAAUAAUAAUGGAGUUUGCCUAAGUGCAGUGAUUUAAUUCUGUGUUGUGAACGUUUAAUGGAACUUCCAAUGGGUGACCAGGUGUUUGCUGCUGAAAGAAUAAUGAAGAAACGAAUGAGAAGGGGAAAAGUGGAGUACUUUGUCAAAUGGAAAGGGUGGAGUCAAAAGUACAGUACUUGGGAACCGGAAGAAAAUAUUCUGGACGUGCGCCUCAUUGAUAUAUUUGAACAGAGCCAGCAAAGAAGUAAUCAGAAUCCCCACAAGAGAGGGCCUAAGAAAAAGGAGACAAGGUUACAACAAGCAGCUGUCAGUGAACCGGCCGCUGAGGCGAAUAAUGAGGAAGUGGGAGGAGGUGAGAGUGCGGAUGAGCCUGCCAAGCCAGCCGAGGUUGAGAACGAGAACGAGAAUGAAGAGGAGGAGAGUGACCCAGCACCAGUGGUCAAAGAGCCAGAACCAGCAGUGGCGGAGGCGGUGACAACGGAAGCAGUGGUGGAGGAAGAGGCAAGUGGAGAGGAGGAGAAGCGGAGAGAGCCAGCUGGCACCAAGCGAAAGGCGGAGGUGCUGUCCAAGGAGUCAGGCAAGAUCGGAGUAACAAUCACUACGAGCAGUCCUCCACACAAGGUUGCCAGAUUGAUGUCUCCUGGGCCUACAUCACCCACUCCGGGUCAACCAGCAAAAGUGUCCGGAAAACGAGCUUCUGGUUCCAGCCCAAGGAGCAGUGGAGGUGUGCCACAGGAGGAGACCAGUCCUGCCCCCGCCUCACCCCCAUCCUCGACUCUAGCCCCCGCCUCCCCACCACCACCAGCACCAACACCUACACCUGCUCCUCCUACCGAGCAGCCUAAACUGACCUCCCCCCGACCUCCAUCACCUCCGCCCACGCAGGAGAAGAGAGCCUCACCGAUACUGUGCCCCGUCAAUACACAACCGCCUCAAGUCGGUGGAGGUGCCGGAGCUGCAGCGUCGACACCAGUUGUGGUCCGAGCCGAGGAGCCCCCCAGCGCUCCUCCCCUCGUGAACGGCCACCAGGCCGCGCAGGUGGAGUCAGAACCCCAGGUGUUGGUGAGUCACGUACUGACGAACCCCGGUCCGGAAUACUGGCGACAGCGGAACCCUGUGGCCGACGAGAUAUUCAUCACCGACGUGACCGUGAACCUGAGUACCGUCACUAUCCGAGAGUGCAAGACAGAGAAGGGCUUCUUCCGCGAGCGGAGUGGCAGUCAGAGCUUCGACUGUUAGUGAAGAGUGCUCUUAGUUUUAAGGUGAUCGGAAGAUAAGCCAGAGCUUGUGGCUCCACUUUUAGUUGGCAAUAAAAGAUAUUCUUUUGAACCCAAGUCACAAGAGAAGUUGCUCGAAGUAUAUCUAGGUUGUCGGUGGAAGUCCUGCUUCUUCACUGUCACAAUUCUAGGGAGUUUAAUUCUGCACUGUACUUUAAUAUACAUUUUUAAUUAGCCCUACAGACCAGUUUUAUUUAAGUAUUAUACUGUUUAUUUGUUUGUUGUUUUAUUAUGAUUUUCUCAUAAGAUCUAGUGAUGGUUUGGAGUAUAUCUCGCAACAGAUUAAUUUAUAACACUGUAUAUCCGAUAAUACAGUAAUUACUUUACAAAUGUUAGUUGUGCACUUUUGUUGUGAAAUAGUUUCUCUACUGAUACUGAAACUCAGUAUAACAACAGUAUAUGUGAUUUGGAGAUCUCACAUAGCGUGUGAAUUGUUUAACCAAAAAUUAUGAUUCAGGAAUUGUUUAGUACUUUUUUUUAUUAUGAGACGAUUAGCAGUAAUUCGAACAACAAAUAUAACCUCAGGUGAACUGUUCUAAUUUUUGGACAGUUUCAGUUUAUUUCUCAACAAUUUUUCUUAAAAAGCUAUUUCUAACUUGAUACUGAAAGGAAUAUAAAAUUGUAUUAACCCAUUGACUACCAAUUUAAAUUCAUGUCUUUUUACCCUCCGAAUUAUUUUUAUUUUCCAAUAGAAGUCCUUGUGUGGGUGCUUAGUUACGAUCAAAUAAAAAUAUUAAACCAUCAUAUAACUAGUGAUGUGGGCCAGGAAGAUUUCCAAAAAUUAGGAAUUUAUGAAAAUUUGUGAUUUUGAAAUUUUAACAGUUAAAACUUUAAAACUUAGGUUAACUAAGUGAAUUCAUACAUUUUUAUCCAAAAAUUAUUAUUCCAUGCAAUAAUUUCCUGUAUAGACAAUAUCCUGGGAACUUAGAACGAAAUGGAUUUAGAUUCCUAAACCAUUAUUAAAAACUCAAAACAUUUAAAAUCAAGCAUAUUUUAAGAAGGAAUUUCAUUUUGGAACUCAUGUUCAAACAUCUUAGAUCUAGAAUAUUAAAAAACUACCUGUUUUUAUAAAUUCACUGUAUCUGUAUGUUUCACAGUUUAUAAUUGUUAAGUCAAUAAUUGCCAAUAUUUCCAUUUUUAUUUCAUUAUAAUUUUAUUUUAAAAUAUAAUUCAGAUGUAGAGUUGUAUUUAACCAUAUAAUAACUGCUUUUACCUAUUAUUUUCUGUUUUUUGAGCUAUCUUGCAAAUUAAUCAUAAUUUUACGGGCAUUUAUACAUUUUGGAAAUAUUGCUGGCAAUAUUCCUUGGAAAUAUUUCCUUGAUUUUAAAUUCCUGGAAAUUUUACAUUACUACAUAUAACAUGAUAAAAUUGUAUUUUAUAUUUUAAAUAUUUAGUUGCUUAGCUACAAUUAGACUUAUAACAGAUCUACCAAUAUAAUUUUUUUUUUAAUGUGGUUCAUUAGCUUGCCUAGGCCACUCCCAAGUUUGAAAGUCAGGCCAUUUCUUCAUCGUCAUUUUUACUCAAAAUCUUAUCAUCACUUACUUCAAUUUUACUUCCAUUGCGUAUGUUCUCCUCAAAGUUACUGAAACUCUUCAUUUGACCACUACUUCAUUUUAGACGGCAACUAAUCAAAACAAACAAUUUUCAGAUGAAACAGUAAACAACAAUCGAUUUUGAGGAGUUGACAAGCCUCAAAUCUGAACUUGUUAUAUUUUAACAGACCAUUGAUAUAAUAGUUUAAAUAAAUACCAAAAUAAUCAGUAUCGGGAAUAUUUUUUGAUGCCGUGGGCAAUAUACAUUGGUAGCCAAUGGGUUAAAUUAGUAUCGUGCAGAUUAGAACUUAAAAAUGGUAUUAUUUUUAAGACAAUAAAGAGGCAAGGGAAACCCAGGCAUCUUCAAGGUCAGUAUUAAACUCCAUACUGCCAGCUAAAGUUAGUAACAUGCAGUGGGGUGCAUCCAAGGCUGCCAACAUGUCAGUAGUAGUAUACCACUGUACAUUUCACUGAAUGUCCCCAGAACUGCUUUCAUCACAGCGUGAACAAAGACCAAAGUAUAAUAUAUGGAAGACAAGCUAUUGUGAAUUAAAAUAUAAAUGUUUAUGUAUUGGGCCUUUUAUGUAAUAUCUUGUUGCAAAUAAUUUAUAUUUCUGGUGAUUCUCAGAUAGUUUAAAAUUCAUUGCUACUUAGAAAAGUCUAAAACAACAUGAAAAUGGCUUGCUCAGGUGGUUUUAUCAAAAUCUUUCGCAGCAGCACAAUAAAAGUUUGCAUUUCAUUAAUUUAAUCUACAACAAAUCUACUCCAUGCUAGACAUCUUCACUGAUGCAAUAUGUAUAAUAAUUUUAUAGUUUUACUAUAAAAUAAUUAUGAUUCACAGUGCCAUUUGUGCAAGCCCCAUUUUCACUUAUUUGUCCGCAACUAUUACACUUUUUCACUUUGCAUCACAAAUUUUAGUAGCAAUAGUUUUUAGUAUCACUUACAAAAAAUUCAAAUUGCGUUGUUUCUUUCAGAAAACUACAGUUUGUGUAUGCUUGCUUCCAUUUUGACUGUUCACUUUUGUUAUUACGAGAGUUACAGAUUCCAAUUUGGAAGCAAGUAUUAAUCUACAGAAAACAAGAAAGUUUUUGUAAUAUUUAUAUUUGAAAGUUAUUCCUUACUUAUUUAAACGUAUUAUUUUACAAAAGUAAAUUGAGCAAACUAUCUGUAUUAAUUUAUUUAAAACAAUAUCAAUUAUUUGCAACAAUUUUCACAUCCAAGUUUCAUUAUCACAUGUGUGAAGUGAUUCCAUCAGUUUUCCAGAUCACUGAUAAUGUUAUUUCAUGUGACUGAUAUACUUUAUUCAAGUAUAAUAAAAGGUAUAAUUUUUGAACAGAAAACUACAUGGCCUCUGUUAGGUUUAAUUUUUAGAUGUAUCGUUUUUAGUUUUCUGUUAAGUUCAUUAUUUACAAUAGACAAUGUGAAAGAAUAACAAGAUUGCAGGUAUUUUCCAUUGUUAAUUGAUUCCAAAAGACACAACAAUGCUAUCUGCUCUUUUGUCAACCACGAAACCAACGUAACAGAAAAGUUGUGCACAAUCACAAGUUCCUUAACAAUAAAGGGGUAACUCGUGUGGACCGUGCUGAGGGUCCAACACAACUUUUCUAUUGUUGACUUUGACCUUUGCGUGUAGCAUUCAAUGCAACGUGGAUUUUCAUGCUUAACUCUAUGGUUUGAGGUUUAGUGCUUCAAGAAGAGAGCAAUCCAAAAUCCAAUUCUAGAAACUAUACUUUCAAAUUAAUUUUAUUGUAUUAUUUAUUGCAGCUUACUGAUGAUCAAACUGAAAGAUCUUUAGUAACAGCAAGAAAAACAUAGCGUAGUGAGUGUAUCGUUAAGACAUUGUGAUGAACAAACUUGUAAAUAUAAUUAUAGAUUUUUGUAUUAUACUUUAUGUUAAACUGUUUGGUAUAAUGUUAAUUGUAUUAAUAUACAUAAACAAUUGAAUAUUCGUGUUCAAUUUAUAAGAAUUCUGUCUCACAUGAAUAUGGAGUAAUUAUGGUUUUCAUUCUACAAUUGUAUUUAGUAAGUUUUCUGUUACAUCAAAUUAAUUAAGGUAAAAGUAUUCAGUUUAAAAUAAUCCUUCGGAAGAAGUAGAGAUUCUGUGGCAGUUGAAAUAUUAGUAUGGUUUAUUUUAUAAAUACAGGAUGCCAUCUACAUUUGUAUAAAACCAAUUUUUUGUAGGACCAUAAAUAACUGAGUGUGAAUUUGUGUAAAAUUCAAAACAGUAGACAUCUUGGUAUGGAAUCCUGUACCAAGUAUCAUUUCCAUAAGCCGCAUUUUAUAUUUAUUUAUACAAAUAAACUUUCAACCAAGAGUGAUUUUGGGCUCUGCUGCAUAUGUUUGAUGGUUAUGCAGAAAUUUUCUGCAAAUGUUACAAUGAAAACAAUUGCAAUAGGCUGAUCUGUAUACACAAUCUACCUAAUAAACAUAGUUUUAAUAAAGUUUAAUUUUAACCCUUAAAGUGCUGAAAACGUUACGUGCCGUUGGGUCGACGUUUACCGCAAACAACAUAACAUUCAUAAUUUAUGAUAUUUCUAAAUGUAUUUUAUGUAGUAAAAAACUAGAAAAACUGCAAUAUUAAUUUAUCCACAUGCUGUUGUUAAUUUUUGCAUCUUACAAUUCAUCUGUUAAAGUAAUUGCUUGCCAAAUUUUUAAAGCUUUUCAGGAGUCAAAAUCAGCAAUGUUUUUGUUUUCUUGCAUUUUUAUGUAAAUGUCAAAAUUGUAUAUAAUUUUUCAUUUCUAUUAAAUUUUUCUUUAUUUUGGAUUGUUAUAUUGAGUGUGUUUAGUAAAGUGCUAUGCUGUGCUGAAUGUGGAAAAGUAAACAAAUUUGUUUUCAAAAGAACAGUUAAUAACUAGUCAACAUGGAAUGGAAAGUAAUUGUAAUUAUUAUUUUCUUAUUCUGUAGCUUUGCUGGAAAAAUAUGUAUAUAUUUAAUAUGUUACACUUUGUUAAUUUUGAUAUACUUAUUGUUUACUUUCAACAUAUGCUUGCAAAAUUCCUAAAAAAAUGUUUAUACGUGUAAAAAACUCCAAAUCACCACUUUGAGGGUUAAGAUGAAAAUUUUAAGAUAAUUUCUGUCUAAUUUAUUUCUAAGAUUUGUGUAGAAUUUAUACUGUUACAUUUUAUCAUUUACUAUUUACGUUAGUUCUGUCAGCAUUACGUGUCUUGUAGUUGCUGUUUACAUUUACAGUCCCAACGUUUAAUGUCAAACAUAUUUCAUGAAAUACAACCAACCAUAUACAUUUGUGUUAUGCCAAGAUGGAGAAAUAGAGAAGAUAAGUUUAUAGCGAUGUAUUAUAUUUCUGUAUGUCAUUCAAGCGUAAGUUGCAAACGUAAUAUUCAUAAUUAAAUCGUACAGUUUUAGCGUUCUUUGCAACUAUCACUAGUUUUUUUAUUUGUAUUAGAGGAAUAUUAGGUUACAGAAAUACACAUUUUUUAACAACAAAUUAACUAUCAAAUUUUAUACUAGCACAAUAUUUAUAUUACAUUUACAAGUAAUGACAAACAGUUUUGUUAGAUACAAGAUAGUUUGAAUGGUGCUAGUUAUUUUUAAUGGAAAUCAAAUAAAAUUUAUGAAAUAAUAUUUGUCAAUUAAUGUUCUAGUUAUUGUUUAUUGUAUCUAUAAAUUUAUUGGUAUAACUCUGUGGUAUGAGUUUUUGAAAAUAUUUACAAAAAUGUAUAGCGUCAAAAUAUUCUUUGUUUGAAG